Oppiella nova is the source of this 1377-nucleotide messenger RNA. The record is from the annotation of a GenBank genome assembly. Lineage: Eukaryota; Metazoa; Arthropoda; Arachnida; Sarcoptiformes; Oppiidae.
AUGGAGUGGUAUAAGAAAUACGACAAAAUCUAUGGGCUAAUAGUGUCCGACCUGGAGCUCAUCAAACAAAUUCUGGUCAAAGAUUUCAAUGCAUUUCGUAACCGACAGCCACGGGCCAGGAGUAAGAAACAGAUCAUGAAAAGUAUGUUCAGAGCCAGGGAUGACGAUUGGAAACGAGUGCGGGCUAUAGCCAGCCCUACCUUCUCGUCUGGAAAGAUGAGGAAAAUGUAUGCCCUUAUCAACCGGUGCUGCGAAGACUUCAUCGAUAGCUUCGAUAAGGAUGUGUCGAAUGGUAUGAAUGAAGUCGAGUUGACGCGACUGAUGGGCGCCUACACUAUGGAUGUGAUCGCCAGCUGUGCCUUUGCUACCAAAACCAAUACAUACGCCGAUCCUAACAACCCGUUCAUUGCCAGUGCUUUCAAUAUUCGCAAUAUUGCCGUUUGGAAAGGGAUGUUAGACACGUUUAUCCCUAGAUUUUUAAUAAACAAUUAUAUAUACCGACGAGUGGUAGACGUCGGGGCAUCUGGAAUGGACUUCUUCAACGAUGUCACGAGAAGUCUAAUAAAGAAACGAAAGGAAAACCACGAAAAACACAACGAUUUUCUGCAGCUAUUAUUGGAUGCCGAGAGACCUGAAGGAGACAUACGAGAGGCCAGUGAUGCGAAUGAAGCACAUCAUGUGAAUGAGGGUAAGGAUGAGAUGAAAGCCAAUGCCGAGGCCUUCACCGGAGUAUCGGAGAAGAAGUUGACUGAAGACGAGAUAUUAGCGCAAUGUUUGACGUUUUUUACGGCCGGAUAUGGGAUGACAGCCCUUACUCUGUCGCACUGUACGUAUGAGUUGGCACUCAAUCCGGGACUUCAGGACAGACUCUAUGAGGAGACGAAAGAGGCUUUCAAUGAAAAGGGAGAAAUGGAUUACGAAGUCCUAUCGAGACUACCAUUCCUGGACGCACUCAUAUCCGAAACUCUUCGCAAUAGUCCGCAAAUACUUCAUCUUCAGAGGGAAGCCAUGGAAGACGUAAUGUUAGGCAAUACUGGAGUAAAGAUCGAGAAGGGAGUGUCCGUCGAAAUCCCGGUGUAUGCUAUUCACCACGACCCCAACCACUAUCCGGAUCCAUUCACAUUCAACCCUGAUAGAUUUAUGCCGCAAAACAGGGAUCACAUCCAACCCUAUACUUACCUCCCAUUCGGUUCGGGUCCACGAAAUUGCAUUGGAAUGCGAUUCGCGUUAUUGGAGGCAAAGCUCGCGUUGGCGAAGAUCUCGCAUUCGUUCCGCUUCUCCAGAGUCACCGACACUGACGUCCCCGUCGUCUACACUACGGUCCUCUUCGGCUCAUUAAAACCCAAACGGCUUGUUGUGGGCGUUCACAAGCGAUAG